Molecule: messenger RNA, 7733 nt
Organism: Grus americana (Whooping crane)
Lineage: Eukaryota; Metazoa; Chordata; Aves; Gruiformes; Gruidae
Gene: HEPH
Product: hephaestin
Exons: 21
Coding region: 308-3910 (1200 amino acids)
Biological process (GO): iron ion transport
Cellular component (GO): plasma membrane
Molecular function (GO): oxidoreductase activity; copper ion binding
Source: RefSeq, a predicted model, not a curated record
GUUUUAGGAGUAAGCUCCUUCCUUUGUGAUCACGGGGAAAAUAUUUGAUGGAACUAGAGUAAGCAAAAAGCCUUGUGCAGCCAGUUUGAGAUGUGCUCCCUGGAUUACAGAGAACCGCUCUUUAAGAGCAAUCUUUAAAGAAAUUAAACUUUAAAAUUACUUCACAGUGACUAAGUCGUACUUCCUCAGGCAGAUUAGUAGAAUAGAGAGAUCUUGGCAACAGUUUAAAAUGUAAAGAUAAUUGCUUGGGAUUAUUUCCCUGAGCUUUGUAUGUGGUCCUGUAAGAUGAUUUGGGGCAUCAGCGGUGAUGAAGAACCAGUCACUGGAAUUUCCAGUGCACGCGGCACUUUCUGCUCAGGACCCUGCUGCCCGGAGAAGGCAGUUACGCAGCGUGGAGGAUUUACAGGUGUCACCUCCAAAAGAGCCUUCACCCCGGGCUACGAUGGGAUUGUUUUGGUUGUUGCUGCUUUACAUCCACAUGCUAUCACCCACGUUUGCUGGAGGUGUCACCCGAGUUUAUUACCUGGGGAUACGCGAGGUGGACUGGAACUAUGCUCCAACAGGAAAGAACAUACUCGCGAACCAAGAUGUUGCACAUAACCUCAAGGCCUCAAUGUUCCUCCAGCCUGGCAAAGACAGGGUGGGAAGCACGUACAAGAAAUCUGUCUAUAAGCAAUACACAGACUCCACGUACACCACUGAGAUUCCCAAACCUGGCUGGCUGGGGUUCCUCGGGCCCGUCAUCCGAGCGGAAGUGGGGGAUACCAUUAAAGUGCACCUAAAAAAUUUUGCUAGUCGACCAUAUACAAUCCAUCCUCACGGUGUUUUCUACAACAAGGACUCUGAAGGAUCCCUGUAUCCCGAUAUGUCCCCCCAGGAUCAGAAGAAGGAUGAUGCUGUUUUCCCAGGAGGGAAUUACACCUAUACUUGGACUGUCCCUGAAGAUCACAGUCCAACUGCUGAUGACCCAAACUGCUUGACCUGGAUCUACCACUCUCAUGUUGAUGCGCCAAAGGACAUUGCAUCUGGGUUAAUUGGGCCAUUGCUUACGUGCAAAAAAGGAAUACUGACUGGCGGUUCUCAAAGACGCCAGGAUGUGGACGUCGAUUUCUUUCUGAUGUUCAGUGUGGUGGACGAGAACCUAAGCUGGUACCUGGAUGAGAACAUAGUGUCAUUCUGCACAGAUCCGGGCUCCGUAGACAAAGACGAUGAGGAAUUCAAAGAGAGCAACAAAAUGCAUGCUAUUAAUGGUUAUGUGUUUGGGAACCUCCCUGAGGUGACGAUGUGUGCUGGGGAUUACGUUUCAUGGCACCUCUUCGGGAUGGGCAAUGAAAUUGAUGUUCAUACAGCCUACUUCCAUGGAGAAACGCUCAAUAUUCGAGGCCACAGAACAGAUGUGGCCAGCCUCUUCCCAGCCACUUUUGUUACAGCAGACAUGAUCCCCAGUAACCCUGGGAAAUGGCUGCUGAGCUGUCAGAUCAAUGAUCACAUACAAGCUGGGAUGGCAGCACUCUAUGAAGUCAGGCACUGUUCUCAGCAAGCUCCAGCAUCCACCCUGGAAGGGAGAGUUCGGAAAUACUACAUAGCUGCAAAGGAGGUGCAGUGGGACUACGGACCUUCAGGGCGCGACCAAAGCAGUGGGAAACAGCUGAGUGAGGCAGGCAGCCCUGCAGAGCAGUUUUUCAAGCGCAGCCCCUACCGAAUUGGAGGAGUCUAUUGGAAGGCAAAGUAUGUGGAAUAUACUGAUGAGAGCUUCCGUGAGGAAAAGCAGCCAUCGGAAGAGGAGAAACACCUUGGGAUACUCGGUCCAGUGAUCAAAGCUGAAGUUGGAGACACCAUUCUGGUGACGUUCGUUAACAAAGCCUCCUGGCCUUUCAGCAUCCAGCCUCACGGAGUGUCCUAUGGGAAGGCAUGGGAAGGGAUGUACUACCAUGAUGGUCUGUCCCAGAAUGGGAUUUCUGUUGCGCCGCUGCACAACUUUACGUACCGCUGGACUGUGCCGAAGCACGUUGGGCCCACGUCCAGCGACCCUCCCUGCCUCACCUGGAUGUACAGCUCGGCUGUGAAUCCCAUCAAAGACUCCAGUUCAGGCUUAGUAGGGCCUCUGGUCAUCUGCAAGGCAGGCGCUUUGGAUGACAACAACAAACAGAAAGGGAUCGACAAAGAAUUUUACCUUCUCUUCAGCGUGUUUGACGAGAACCUCAGCUGGUAUUUAAAUGCAAACAUAAAGUACUAUUUGAGGAUGGAAGAGACUUCUGUGGAACAGGACGAUGGCUUCAAGGAAUCAAACAGGAUGUAUGCCAUCAAUGGACUUAUGUUUGGUAACUUGCCCGGGCUGAAUGUGUGUGAAGGAGACAAUGUGUCCUGGCAUCUGCUGGGCUUGGGCAGCGAAGCGGAUGUACAUGGAGCUGUGUUUCAGGGAAACACGCUGCAGAUGAACGGGAUGCGGAGAGAUUCAACCAAUUUGUUCCCCCACACGUUUGCUACUGCCUUCAUGCAACCUGAUAACAACGGGAUUUUUGAGAUCUACUGCCAGACGAGCAGUCAUUAUCGGGCUGGGAUGAGGGAGCGCUACUCCGUUUCCAAGUGUGGAAAAAGGGAUCCUGCUCCUGCCCCGCAGUACAAAGGGGUGCGGACACAUUACAUCAUGGCAGAGGAGGUGGUGUGGGACUACGCGCCUGACCGAAGCUGGGAGAGGGAACGGCACAACCAUUCUGCGGAGAGCUACGCCGAUAUAUUUUUGAGCAACGAGAAUGGACUGCUCGGCUCCAGGUACAAGAAAGCAGUUUACAGGGAGUACACCGACGGGACUUUCCGGACCCCCAAGGCCAGGAUGAACGGUGACGAACACCUAGGGAUACUAGGUCCUUUUCUGUGGGCGGAAGUGGGAGAUAUUCUCAACAUCGUGUUUAAGAACAAUGCCACACGACCCUACUCCAUUCAUGCUCACGGGGUGCUGGAAAGGGAGACGGGACAGCCGCAAGUAGCAAACCCUGGCGACAUUGUGACAUACCGAUGGGAAGUUCCCGAGAGAUCUGGUCCAGGGCCAAACGAUUCGGCCUGUGUUCCUUGGAUCUACUACUCCAUGGUGGACCCAGUAAAGGAUAUGUACAGCGGUCUGAUCGGACCCCUGAAGAUCUGCCGGAGAGGGGCACUGCAGUCUGAUGGGAUCAGGAAGGAUGUAAAGAGGGAGUUUGCUCUACUGUUCCUGGUUUUUGAUGAAAACGAGUCAUGGUACUUGGAGGAGAAUGUGGAACGUUACAGUAAGGGAAAUCACAAGGAGAUCAACCUGCUGGAUGACAAAUUUGUGGAAAGCAACAAAAUGCACGCCAUCAAUGGGAGGCUCUACGCGAACUUGCCUGGACUGACCAUGUUCCAGGGUGAGUGGGUGAACUGGUACCUGCUGGGAAUGGGUCAGGAGAUUGAUGUCCACACAGUCCAUUUUCAUGCCGAGACCUUCAUAUACAAGAAUGGCAAAAGCUACAGAGCAGAUGUUGUGGAUCUGUUCCCUGGGACCUUUGAAAUGGUGGAGAUGUUGGUUGGGAACCCUGGGACAUGGCUGCUUCACUGUCAUGUGUCUGAUCAUAUUCAUGCUGGUAUGGAGAUCCUCUUCCAAGUCUUACCCAGAUCAGAGCCGGCGCUUGAAGUCAUAAACUACAGUCCAGAGUUGCCAUCCGAGGAUAAGGAUGAGUCCGAGAAGAUCCGGCUUUUUGGAGCUAAGUUGGCUCAAGGGCAGAUAGAGGCCACAGUCCUUGCCCUAGCCAUUAUAGGAACGGUGCUCUUCCUGGUCGCCUGCCUCCUCCUGGGAGUGGUCAUCUAUCUCGAGAGACAAAAGAGGUUACGACGCAAUCGGAGGUCCAUCCUGGAUGAUGGAUUCAAACUCGUGUCUCAAAAGACUUCGGGGCUAUAAAAGCCAUGUAUGAAUUCUGGCUGUGUGCUUGGAGCAGAGGCUGGAUCGUUGUCCACAGCAAAGAUUUUGGGGGAUCAUUUCCAUUGUAUGCUAGACUUCUAGGAGCUAAGGAGGGAGAGUUGGAGCUGUGACCUCCUCAUGUAUUCUCCUCAGUACUCUGUAAAGAAAAAGUCCGUCCAGAUCUGACAACUGACUGAAGACAAGUAACAUGAGUAACAAGGUCCUUCUAAAAUACUCCUCUUCCCCAAAAAAAGAGAGGAGACAUUUUCCCUAUUUUCUUCUCUCCAGAACAACUCCACUUGGUGGUCUUUCCCAGCUGACGAACUUAGGCCAGAUUCCAGUCUUGCUCCAUUGCCAGAGCUGAGUUGGGAAUUAUCUCCCAGGAAACUGUGAGCCUUUAAAGUAGUUAAUCUGAAGGAGGAAGGUAAUCUUUGCAUUUUUGUGAAUCAAAGAAGAAUACAGAAGAAAAAAAUCUUAAUUUAGAUUUGGAUUGCUGUUUUGUGAUGAGUAAUUGGAUAGAUGCAAAUUCAGGACAGUACAUGUCACAGUGUCUGAGAGCUCCAUCAAGGCCCAUGACAACGGCUGUGCCUCACCGUCAGCCCUGCUGCGACGCAUCCUGCUGCUCUCAGCACCCUGGGCAACGGGCUCUGAUAUCGGGCACCUGGCGUCUUGUGCUGGGAGAAGCUUUUCCGAGCACUGCGGAGCGUCCUGGUGAAUUCCCUGCGUCGCAGUUCUCAGUCUGCGCGUGAAGGGCUGUGCCUCAGCACCUGUACAGCUCCUUGUGCAACACGGACAAGGAUGCUGUGCUCUUCUGUGAUGUGCUUUGCUCUCUCUUUCAAAUACAUUUUACUGAAGUUACUCCAGAGUUGAGCUGUUGCCACGUUACUGCUGUGAGCCAAGCUAAAGACUCAGUCCUGUGCGAGCUGGAGUUUAUGCUUGGGACAGAAAAUGUCGAGGAGUGCUUCCUCCGUCGUGGUGCAACGGCAGUUUUGUCCAGGCAAAUGUGGCAACGGUGAAGGAGAAAGCUAAAGUGCCGGUGGAACUGAGCAGCGUGGAGCCAAUAAGCCGCAGCCCGAGGAGCAUGAGGUAGUGCAGCCCGAGAUAGGGAACGCUCGCCGUAACGAGGGGACCCUUGCCUUUUAGAUAGCCCAGAAUGACUGGGGUUAGAGAUGCAGAGGCCAGCCCUGAUAAAUAAAUGCUCGUGGAGCGUUGCUGUCUGCUGAACUCUCAGCUGCUAAUGACAGCCCCCAUGGGGAGAGGUGCUGGGGGAGCCUGCUCGGAGCCCGGAGGGGACAGGGGCAUGGCGGUGCCUUUGGGUUGGGGUCGGGCACCUCCUGGCACCCGCUCUCACAGCGACAGCUGCCUGCCAGGAGCCACGCUGUGCGGGUGGGUGGCGUAGCCCGGGACUAAGCCCAGCUCUGCAGCCCACCCGCAGGCUGUGGCAGCCGUCCUCCAGCGCGGCCGUGCCCGCGCACAUCACAGUCGCGUCGCCCUGCGUGUCAAGUGCCAAGCGGUUCCCUAUAAAAUAUCUAUCUUCCUGGCUCACCCACCCAAUCCCCAUUAUCUAAAUGGAUGCAGGUUAGUGCUUACAUAUUUCUGCCCCUGGUUUUAAAUUGGUAAGGGCGUAAAAGAAAUCCUUUCUGGCUGGCUUUCAGAGGCAAUUAAAGCAGAGCCAGCUAAAUGGCUGUAAUGACAAGGGACUGCUGUAGGCUAUUUAGGUAUAACAGCACCAUUUUAUUUAGAACAGUAGCUAUAACAUACUUAAUCAUGCUCAAUUCAUAUUGGGUCCCUGCGUAUUUCCACCCGCCCUUUCCUUUGGCAGUGGAGACAAAGCUCAUUAAUUUCCUUUCAUUACACUUCAUUAAGCCUGGUGAGGAGCUGGAGGGCUGUUGAAUGCUCUGAACAUGGGCACUCUGCUCACUGUCAACCCUGGCUCAGCUGUUGUUGCAAACCAGAGGUUUACAAGCCCAGCAGUCCUAGGUGAAUUUUAGAAGCGAUGUAUGUCAUCAGAAGUAAGAACCAAGCAGGAAACCCUUUUUAUUAUUUUUUUUUUUGGGGGGUGGAGGGCUGUUCCCUUUUGGCUUGUGGAACAAGUAGAUCAAAAACAUUCUCAGCCCACAGUGAGACAAAGAAGUUAGUGCAAAUGUAUCUGCUUGCUUCAAGAAAGCAGGAAGAGGGAGGUUGCCCUUUCUUCAGUUCUUCAGCCAGGGCACGAAGCGGGCUGGGAGCAGACCCGGCUUUGGGUGCUGGCUCCAAAGCGGGGCAGCAUGCAGCUGGAGCUGGGUCUCUAGGUUUGCACGUGUGCCUUAAACAGCAGGCUGCCAAAAUUCCUGCAGUGUAAUGUGUUUUUUGGGCCAAGUGUAGCCUCACUGGCAGAGGUCUCUCUCUCUUCCAGCGUGAGUAGCCAGGGCGCUCUUGAGCCCACACCCCAGCGGAGUGUGGCUGUUUUGGAGAGGACUGCGUCCUCUGAUAAGCAAUUCCACCCCAGACCGAGAAAACUCAAGGGAAGGCUUUGGACAAAACAGAUCAUUUUGCUGAAACUUUCUGUUGCAACAAACUGUGACGAAGAACAGUUUAUCAGCGACUUCACAACUGCCUCUAAUCAGAAGCUGGCUCUCCCAGCCGGUGGGCGUACGAGGAGGAGAUGAUGUUUCACAGUUCUGGUGACUGAGCUGGAGCCUGCGAACAAAUGUGUGUUUGCUUUGGCAGCAAGCCCUCUGUCUGAGCAUCCUACAGCCUCUUGUUUGUGCUUAUCCCUGGUGCACGUGUGGCUACCAAGGAGUCCCCUGCUCAAGAAGGCAGACAGCAAGGUGGGCAGGAGCAGGGUCUCAGCACCGCUGCUCCACGGGGAGACGCGGGGAUGGCGACAGCUCUCGUGCUGAGCUGAGGCAGUAGAUCAUGAGAGUGCUCCUGCUGCUUUUGCCAGUGCAAAAUAAACUGGCUAAGGUAUAACUCUGUUCUGUAGCGGUUCAAGAUAAAUGGUUCGCAGUAAUGCACGCUGCGAUUAGAGGUGCUCGUGUAAUCCAUUAGCAUGGCUCGGCUCAUAGGGGCAGAAGGGUAGAAAUACACAUAUACAUGCUUUUAGAUAGUUAAAUGCUAUAGGAAGCUUAAAACAAAAAGUCCACUCCACUUUCAGCCAUGCUGCCACUAAGAGGCCAGAACAGGUUUAUCUUCAUGGAAGAACUGGUCUCUCGGCUUUCGUAUGGGAUAAAUGUAAGAAGCAGCUAAUCUUUCCUAUUGUGUUCACUCCUUGUCUGCAGGUCUAAUGUGACCCUUCCUAGUCCCCAAUUAGGUGUGAUAAACUCUUCAGAAGUUUACCUAGAUGAUCACUCACCUAUGUAAAGUUACCCACGCUCUUCCAGGCUGUCUUAGCUUUGCAGUCACCCGAGUUACUCGUUUACAUGGCAGCAGCUGGGUGUUUGCAGCCGGGCUGAGAUGAAAAUCCCGUUACUAGUGCUGUCGCCUUGCUCCGCAACGGGCACAAUCACAGCCAUGUUACUUCAGCAGACAGACAAUCGCGUCCUCGCUCCACGUCAGGGCUGAGCCUGUGUUCAGCUGACAUUCCUUUGUACUCCCACUCAUCCCAGGGAUGUGAGAGAUGCGCGAGUCAAAAGCAGGGUGCCUUUUGGAUGUGCGCGUGAAGUAUGAAACGCUGUCUUGAUUGUUUUUUGUUGUUUUUCCUCAAAAUGCAAAAACUGACAUCAAAUUAACCUGAGGCACACCAUAAAAAAAGACUAACAGUAGUAACUGUCAGCAAAAGGAUUUGAAUGUCUUUCAGGUGUAAUGCAGUCUUUAGUUCUGAAUUAAAUAAUGUGUGGCUUAA